Dovyalis caffra is the source of this 1509-nucleotide messenger RNA. NCBI's taxonomy places the organism in Eukaryota, Viridiplantae, Streptophyta, Magnoliopsida, Malpighiales, Salicaceae. The record is from the annotation of a GenBank genome assembly.
AUGGUUAGCUUCCCAACUAUCGACAAAUGCGCAUUCAUAGGCAGAGAAAAGCACACGGUGGUCGCUGAUAUGGAUGGGACCUUGCUUAGAGGCCGUAGCUCCUUCCCUUACUUUGCUCUACUUGCCUUUGAGGCUGGGGGGAUUUUCAGGCUGUUUCUCUUGCUCCUGGCCUCGCCACUAGCAGGACUUCUCUAUUACUUUGUGUCCGAGUCAGCUGGUAUUAAAGUUCUUAUCUUUUCUACAUGUGCCGGAAUGAAGGUGUCCGAUAUUGAGUCUGUGGCACGUGCUGUGCUGCCUAAGUUUUACUCUAGCGAUCUUCAUUCUGAGUCUUGGCGUGUGUUUUCUUCUUGUGGAAAACGUUGCGUUCUUACUGCAAAUCCAAGAAUUAUGGUGGAAGCAUUUUUGAAAGAUUUCUUGGGAGCUGAUUUGGUUUUGGGGACUGAGAUAUCAACUUAUAAAGGUAGAGCAACAGGGUUUGUUCGCAGCCCAGGAAUAAUUGUGGGGAAGAACAAGGCAGAUGCCCUCAAAAAGGCUUUCGAAGAGACACAGCCAGAGAUUGGACUUGGAGAUCGUCAUACAGAUGCACCUUUCAUGGCUCUAUGCAAGGAGGGCUACAUAGUGCCACCCAAGCCAGAGGUUAGAGCUGUAACAACUGACAAGCUCCCAAAACCAAUCAUCUUCCAUGAUGGCCGGCUAGUCCAAAAACCAACACCAUUAACAGCACUACUCAUAAUUCUCUGGAUCCCCAUAGGCUUCAUUUUAGCCUGCUUGAGAAUUGCAGCAGGGUCACUCCUGCCUAUGCCAAUGGUCUACUAUGCUUUCUGGGCACUUGGUGUCCGUGUCACCAUAAAGGGAACCCCACAUCCUCCAGCCAAGAAAUCAACUGGUCAAUCAGGUGUCCUCUUCGUUUGCUCCCACAGAACCUUACUUGAUCCAAUAUUUCUCUCCACUGCCCUCGGCCGCCCUAUUCCGGCAGUCACAUACUCAGUUUCUCGUCUCUCUGAAAUUAUCUCACCCAUCAAAACUGUUAGGCUCAGCCGUGACCGUGCUACAGACGCGUCAAUGAUCAAGAAGUUAUUAGAAAAAGGUGACUUAGCUAUAUGUCCUGAGGGAACCACUUGCCGUGAACCAUUUCUUUUAAGGUUUUCAGCUUUGUUUGCUGAAUUAACAGACCAGCUUGUUCCAGUGGCUAUGGUGAACCGGAUGAGCAUGUUUCAUGGAACCACGGCAAGAGGGUGGAAAGGGAUGGAUCCAUUUUACUUCUUCAUGAACCCUAGCCCAGCGUAUGAAGUAACUUUCCUGAACAAGUUGCCACAGGAGCUAACAUUAAGUGGAGGGAAGUCUAGCCAUGAGGUGGCAAACUACAUACAAAGAGUGAUUGCUGCUACUCUCUCCUAUGAAUGCACUUCCUUGACUAGGAGAGAUAAGUACAGGGCACUUGCUGGGAAUGAUGGAACUGUGGUUGAAAAAGCGCGAAAGCUCCAAGCUAACAAAGUAAUGGGGUGUUAA